Messenger RNA from Salvelinus sp. IW2-2015, 5357 nucleotides. The record is from RefSeq and is a predicted model, not a curated record. NCBI's taxonomy places the organism in Eukaryota, Metazoa, Chordata, Actinopteri, Salmoniformes, Salmonidae.
AUCAUUGAGCUAUAGCCUUCGCUCCUCGGAAGAGUACUGCAAUUGUGGGCCAGGUAGUGGGCUGUGACGUAGGUACACCCACACCCUGUCUGUCCUCAAUAUCUACAGUCCGGAGCGCCCGGUCCUGAACUUUACCAACCGUGAGAAGUCCGCUGAAGUUAAAAUCCGGGAAUCGAAGAGGCGCCCGCUUUCAUCACCUACUUUUUACUCUUGCAACAAUGGAGUUUAAUCCAAAGAGGACUGUUUUAACGCUGAUUUUCAUCCAAUGUUGGAGCGUCCCCAGGUCCUUAUCCUUUAAUGUGGGAACUGCUGGUGCCAAGGUAUUCUCUGAACCUACUGUAGAGGAGUUUGGAUACACUGUGCAACAGUUCAGGAAUCACCAAGGAAAAUGGGGAAACAGGGACGACUGCCAAAGCCGUAUUGAGGGGAGGAUGGAUGGGGCCAUGUUCGCGAGGGAUCGUUGGCCAACAACCUCCUUCCCGUCAGUAACGGAGCAAUUGAAGAUGGGUUGUGGCUGGGUCUUCCAGGAUGACAACGCCCGCAACAACACAGCAGGGCAACUAGGAGUGGCUGACUUCCGUGUGCUGGCUGCUUUCGGCCCGGUGUGGAGGUGGAGUGGAUACAACCAGGAUAGGAAAGGAGACGUCUACAAGUGUGAGAUCAGAGGGGCCAGUUCAGGAUGUCAGAGACUCAACCUGCAGAACUCAGUCAGCAUAUCAACAGUGAGUAAUGUCAAUGUCAACAUGAGCCUGGGGCUGACCCUAACCCGUACAGCUACAGAAGAUACAUUUAUGACAUGUGGACCUCUGUGGGCUCAGAAAUGUGGCAGUCAGUAUUACUACCCAGGGAUCUGUGCAGAAGUCAACCCUCUCUUCAACCCCCUGUCUUCAUUCUCACCUGCCCUUCAGACUUGUGGGGGUCCCAUGGAUAUUGCUAUUGUCUUGGAUGGCUCUAACAGUAUAUAUCCCUGGCCACCAGUUGUGGCUUUCCUCAAGAAACUGUUGGAGAACUUGGAUAUUGGACCUGACAAUACUCAGGUAAGUAUUAUACAGUACGCGGUUGAUCCGGCUUUUGAAUUCUAUCUGAACUCCUACAAAACCAAAGACUCAAUCAUUGCGGCCGCAGCGAACAUACCCCAGAAGUCAGGCCUGGAGACUAACACCUUCCGGGCCAUUGAAUUUGCCAGACGGCAGGCGUUCCUGCCUACGAACGGUGCCCGACCUGGAGCCAGCAAGGUGAUGGUGGUGGUGACGGAUGGAGAGUCUCACGACAAGGGCCUCAAAGACGACGUCAUCGGGAAGUGUGAGCAGGAGAAGAUCACCCGGUUUGGUAUUGCUGUCCUCGGGUAUUACAUAAGGAAUGACAUCGACACUAAAAACCUGAUUGCUGAGAUCAAGUCCAUCGCCAGUACCCCGACAGACAGGUACUUCUUUAAUGUGUCAGCUGAGGAAGCUCUACUUGAGAUCGCUGGAACUCUGGGAGACAGAAUCUUCAAUAUAGAGGGUACUGGGAAAGGGGGUGAUUUUCAGAUGGAGAUGUCCCAAGUGGGCUUCAGUGCACACCAAACCAAGAAGCAGAAUAUGAUGAUGCUGGGUGCAGUGGGGGCCUAUGGCUGGAGUGGUACUGUGGUUCACUACACUCCUCAGAAAUCAGACAUCUUCCCCAAGACGGCCUUCGAGAACAUUCUAGAGGACAGAAACCACAGUUCACUAUUAGGCUACUCUGUGACAACGCUGAAUGAUGGCAGCACGGAGUACUACGUGGCUGGCGCUCCUCGGUCCAACCACACUGGACAGGUCAUAGUGUACAUCAUCAACAGCAAGGGACAACCCACCGUCAUAGACUCCCAGAGAGGAGAUCAGAUAGGCUCCUACUAUGGCAGUGUACUCUGCCCUCUGGAUGUGGAUAAAGAUGGUGUGUCUGAUAUAUUGCUGGUCGGCGCUCCCAUGUUCAUGAAUGAACAGAAGAAGGAGACUGGGAAGGUCUAUCUCCUCUCUUUCACCAAGGGCAUCCUAAGUGACCAGGGGAUCCUGAAGGGUCCGUCCCCGGCGGACAACGCUCGUUUUGGGAUGUCCAUCUCAGCGGUACCUGACCUCAACAUGGAUGGUUACAGUGAUGUAGUGGUGGGAGCCCCGCUGGAAGACAACAACAGGGGGGUCAUUUAUGUCUUCAACGGGGACAAGAAGAAACUGAGGACACAGUGUUCUCAGAGAAUCCUGGGCUCCAAGCUGGACCCUGCAUUGAAGUAUUUUGGGCGGUCCCUUGACGCCAACUCCGACCUAAACGAUGACACCAUCCCAGAUGUAUCAGUGGGGGCUUAUGGGAAGGUGGUCCAGCUCUGGUCUCGAGGUCUGGCCGUGGUGACAGCGAGGGCGACCUUUAACCCAGACAAGGUCAACAUCCUGAGUAAGACGUGCAGGGUCAGUGGGAGGCUGGUGUCCUGCUUCAAUACCACUGUCUGUUUCAGUGCAACCUUCAGGCCCAACAUAUCUGUAGGACCUGUGGCUCUCAGGUACAACCUGACCCUGGAUGCUGAUCUCCAGUCGUCUCGUGUCACCUCCAGAGGUCAGUUCAGUAACUCGGAGAGAGUCCUGCAGAAAGACAUCAGGGUUUCCACCAGGGAGGUCUGUGACACCUAUGAGGUCUUUGUUCAGGAGGCCCCUGACUUUGUGAGCUCCAUUGGUCUGCGUAUGGACAUCGCUCUGCAUGACCCAGACUCCAGUCCUGUUCUAGAUGUCCUCCGUCCUACCUCAUGGGAGUUCUUUAGGUCAGUUCGUAACCUCGGAAGAGAGUCCCUGCAGAAAGACAUCAGGGUUUCCACCAAGGGAGGUCUCUCAUCUAAGAUGUUGGUCAGCUUUAAGAACAAGAGGCUGUCCUUCACUGUGUCUGUGACCAACAAGAAGGAGAAUGCAUACAACACCCGAGUCAUGGCCACAUACUCCAAAAACCUCUUCUUCGCCUCCAUCACUCCUCCAAGUGAUGAAACAGAGGUGAAGUGUAGCUCCACCCGAGAGACUCGUAGCCUCUCGUGCCAGGUGGGAUACCCAGCUUUAAGGAAGAACCAGGAGGUGACAUUCGUAAUCAACUUUGACUUCAACCUGAAUCAACUGCAGACCGAAGCCGACGUGAGCUUUGAAGCUCUAAGUGACAGCACAGAGGUGAACCCCUCAGACAACCACGCCUCUAUCUCCAUCCCUGUCCACUAUGACUCAGAGAUCGCUCUCUCCAGGGAAGCAAAUCUCAAUUUCUACGUGGUUGACAUGGACAAUGAGGUGAAGACCACAGUGAAUACUUUCAAUGACAUCGGCCCUGAGUUAAAAUUCUCUCUGAAGGUUUCUACAGGGAAUUUCCCAGUGAAUAUUGCCUACCUCACAGUCUCACUGCCCAGCGAUACAGCAGGAGGCAACCCAUUACUGUAUGUGACAGGAGUCAACACUGCACCUACUGGAGAUGUCAGCUGUGAAGUAGCCAGCCUCGUCAAUCCUCUGAAGAUCAGUGAGAAGCCCUACACACCAUCCUUCUCCAAGGAGAACCUCAUGGGCACAGAGGAGCUGAACUGUAAGACAGCCAAGUGCCAGCCUAUGAAAUGUGUCCUGAAAGACAUGGGGAUGAUGAGCGAUUUCUUUGUGAACGUGACCACACGGAUAUGGAACGGUACCUUUGCUGCUUCCUCAUUCCAGUCCACUGUGCUGACUGUGAGCACAGAGAUAGAGACUUCCCAACCUGAACUGCUGGUCAUCUCUCACAAGCACCUGACGGUUGGCGUCACCAUCAGUAAACCAGGGGUGAAAGGGGAGAUCCCUGUAGGCGUUAUUGUGGGCAGUGUGAUUGGAGGCCUGCUUCUAUUGGCUCUCGUCAUUGGCCUGCUUUGGAAGUUUGGUUUCUUCAGGAGAAAGUACCAGCAGCUGAUGAAAAACACUGAUGAAGACCAGGCGGAGACCGAGGGUCUGCAGGAGAACGCAGCAGCGUGAGAACCAGGCGCAGGAAAGAACCCAUCUUAGAAACCACAAUGUGCCAACAGACUGAGAACACAAUGACCAAAGACCACAACCACACACAAACUGAACAAACGUGAUUUGUUCAUACAUAUUGAUCAAAUGGCUUGUUAGUGGAAGGGGCUGUUUGGGUGGUGACUUUAACAUGGUUUUGGUUGUGGAGUGAACAGAAACACAUUGUUUGAGCAUGUUAGAGAGUGUGUCUUGAUUGGGACCAAAGAGACAACAGAUUUUAUUAGUGGAGGUAACAUGAUUCUCUAACACCAAACCACCAAACACCCCGUUAUGUCGGCCAUCUUGGAUCCUCCAUAGGGAAGUUAUUUAUCUACAGUGCAUUUUUGCUGGCUGAAUUCAUACUUCAGUACUGGUAUUCCUUUGUUGAGGCCUAUUGUUGAGUAAGAAGCUUGUGUAGAGUAAUUUGUCAUAUCAAUUGAUGUUAUUGAUAUCAAUUGUUGAAAAGCACAGUAGUACACUGUAAAUAGCCUUUCAAAUGGAUAUAGACAAUAGUUUACACAUGAGAGAUUAUGGACAUUAUCAUAUCAUAGCAUGUUAUCAUAUGCUAGCAUAUGACGUUCUCGGUGCUUUACAUUGCAGUGGGAGGGGUUUGGCAUUAUGUUGAUGCCGAGGCAUCCUUAUUUGUCAAGGAGAAAUUURCUUGAAUAUCAAAAUAAUAACAGAACAUCAACAACCUAUCUUUUCUACUUUCACUGAGGCACUUCCUGGCUUUGAGUAUCUCAGUCACUGUUUUACAGAGACAACGCUGUAUAAUUACCCCAGCCAUACAACUGCCUUGGGAGACACUGUGACGAUGCUGUCUUUAGAAUAUACAUCAGAUUAAUGUAAAAAUUGAUUCAUUGUACUAUUUGUAAAAAUGUAGUGAUAUUAAUCAAAGAAAGGCAGAGUUAUUGAAUGUGUAGAAAAUAAGUAUAUUUAUUGUGUGGUUUCUAUAUUAAAUAUGUAUCAUUCAAAUAUUUUAUUAUCAAUAGAUAAAACAUAACACUUAAACAAGUGUUUUACUUAUUCCUUACAUAGCUAUGGUGAAAAUGCAAUGUUUGAAGCACUUACCGGUUAAUCUGUUUAUUUUGUACAGUCAUUGUAUCAUGAUUGAGAGAAACAACAGCAACUAAUUCAUUGUAGGAUACAGACGGUAGCAAAGAGUAAACUCUCUGAGAUAAUGUUUAUGACAUAUUUUUGCACUGAUAGUUUUACAGGUGUUAUUUCAAAGGGUACAUACCACUUCCUUCAUUACGAUUUUCGAGCAUUCAUUUUUUUUAUGACAAUGUUAUUGUGUUCAUUGAACCUUUUGAUUUUGUGUUGUAAAUAUGCUGAUGGGGAAUUUUAUUUCAUUAAAAGUUUACAUAC